AUGUCGACCAGUAGGGCAGCGAUAGAGGUUGUUAGGGAGACCUGGAAAUCCUUGCUGAAUGCUGGAGGGUUGGAUACAAGGCUUCUUUCAGGCUUUAAAGUCCUUGACGCAAAGGCCGAUGAAGGAAUCAUCAAGGCUGAAAUGCUCGUGGAGCAGAUACAUCUGAAUCGUGCUCAUGGCUUGCAUGGCGGGUGUAUAUGUACUUUAGUCGACAUUGCUGGCUCCCUAGCAGUAUCAGCUCGCCGCCAAUCAAGUGGAUUUACAGGAGUCUCGACCGACAUACAUGUCAGCUUCUUGAAUGGAGGAAAGCUUGGUGAUAGGCUGCUAAUAGAGUCGAUAUGCUCCAAGGCUGGCAAGACACUAGCCUUUACUUCGACUAAAAUCUCUGUUGGGGAUAAGCUACUAGCUACGGGAUCACACACCAAGUACAUCGGUGCAGCAAUCAAACCUGUGAGUAAACCUCUAGAGUGA
Synchytrium microbalum is the source of this 471-nucleotide messenger RNA. RefSeq lists its product as uncharacterized. NCBI's taxonomy places the organism in Eukaryota, Fungi, Chytridiomycota, Chytridiomycetes, Synchytriales, Synchytriaceae. Gene Ontology annotation, molecular function: fatty acyl-CoA hydrolase activity. The record is from RefSeq and is a predicted model, not a curated record. The coding region runs from base 1 to 471 and encodes 156 amino acids. The transcript is spliced from 4 exons.